Capsella rubella is the source of this 1567-nucleotide messenger RNA. RefSeq lists its product as uncharacterized. The record is from RefSeq and is a predicted model, not a curated record. The transcript has 5 exons. The coding region runs from base 109 to 1266 and encodes 385 amino acids. NCBI's taxonomy places the organism in Eukaryota, Viridiplantae, Streptophyta, Magnoliopsida, Brassicales, Brassicaceae.
AUAAACAGAGAGAGCUCAAAAGAGGAAUUAGGGUUUGAUUGAUAUGCUCAGAGGAAGAGAAAGAGGAAGAAGAAUCGUACAAUUCCGCCAUUAAAGCUUCCACCUUUAAUGGCGACAACGACUAUUUCUUCCUUCUCUCUUUCUCUUCCUCAACUUCUGCGUAAACCCACAAAGCCUCUUCCUUUCAUCUUCCUUCUCCCUCGAUUCAAUCGGAGAUUUCGAGCUCUCACUAUCACUGCUUCUUCUUCGAGCAGUUUCAGUAGUAAUCAUGGCGGCGAUGAUGGCUUCUCUCUCGACGAUUUCACUCUUCGUUCUGAUUCUCGAUCACCUAAUCCUUCGAAAAAAUGUGUCCUUUCUGAUCUUAUACAAGAGAUUGAGCCAUUAGAUGUGAGUUUGAUUCAGAAGGAUGUUCCAGUGACUACUUUGGAUGCAAUGAAAAGAACAAUCUCGGGGAUGUUGGGUCUUCUUCCUUCUGAUAGGUUUCAGGUUCAUAUUGAAUCGCUUUGGGAACCUUUGUCUAAGCUUUUGGUUUCAUCAAUGAUGACUGGGUAUACGUUGCGGAAUGCUGAAUAUAGGCUUUUUCUUGAAAAAAAUCUUGAUAUGCAUGGAGAAGACUUGGAAAGCCAUACGCCGGAACAUACUGAAUAUGAUUUGAAAGGGACUGGUGAGAGUGAUGGUCCAUCCACAAGGAAUAGCUUAACUCAGAGCCUUGCUGAAAUGAUUGAUGAAGAAGGUUUGGGCAAAGUAUCCUUUGAAGCUCAAGAAUAUAUCUUCCGUUUACAGUCGCAAUUGUCUUCUGUGAAAAAGGAAUUACAAGAAGUGAGGCGAAAAAACGCUGCCCUUCAAAUGCAACAAUUUGUUGGGGAAGAGAAGAAUGAUUUACUGGACUACUUAAGAUCUUUGCAACCUGAAAAGGUAGCUGAGUUAUCAGAACCCGCGGCUCCAGAGGUGAAAGAGACAAUUCAUUCUGUUGUUCAUGGUCUUUUGGCAACCCUGUCACCGAAGAUGCACUCCAAGUUUCCAGCAUCAGAAGUUCCACCUACUGAAACGGUAAAAGCAAAUAGUGAUGAAGAUUGUGCUGAACUUGUAGAGAACACAUCGUUGCAGUUUCAGCCUAUUAUCUCACUGACUCGAGACUACCUUGCUCGUCUCCUCUUCUGGUCCAUGCUGUUGGGACAUUAUCUAAGAGGUUUGGAAUAUCGAAUGGAACUGAUGGAAGUUCUUUCUUUGACGUGCGAUGCAAAUGGAUCUGAGAACGGUGCUUGAAGCUAUCUUCAUAUAUCCCGACAUUGUCCCACAUCCGUAUCAUCGGCCUAGACAUUCGUAAACCAGCAAAGUGGGCAAGUGACUUGGAGACAGGCCAGCGUUCGAGUUUAGCUCUUACAUACAACAUGGAGUUGACCUGAAAAUCAUGUGCAAGGUGAAGUGUAACAUAAGAAAUUACUUCUGCUAAAAAUUUUUUUUUCUUAUUGCAGUAUGUGUGAUUGGACCUGCAAAUCAAUAAAGCUAAGUGUAACUGUAAUUGGGAAUAUACUCUUUUGGUCAUUAAGUAUAGUUUGUCCUGCAA